CUUGCCUCGCUGUGCCAGCGGCAGCUGCGCCGCCUCGUGGCCAAAGUGCGCAACUGCGGCGGGCGGCGCAGAGCCCGCGAGAAACCGCCCGGUGAGCGCGGGGGGUUGGGGGAAUUGGGGAAAUUGGGGUCAUACUGGUCUAUACUGGUCCAUACUGGUUUUUACUGGUAUUUUCCCCCCCCAGCGCUGUUCAACCUGAUCCCGGUCGGGCUCCGCGUCGUCGCCCUGCAGGGCGCCCGGGCCGGGCGUUACGUGGCCAUGAACGGCGCCGGCGUCGUCUACACCUCCGUGAGUGCCCCAAAAUCCCCAAAUCCGCCCCAAAAAUCCCAAAUUCCGCCCCGAAAGCCAAAAAUCCGCCCCGAAAUCCCA
Molecule: messenger RNA, 369 nt
Organism: Lonchura striata (white-rumped munia)
Lineage: Eukaryota; Metazoa; Chordata; Aves; Passeriformes; Estrildidae
Source: RefSeq, a predicted model, not a curated record